Molecule: messenger RNA, 471 nt
Organism: Nannospalax galili (Upper Galilee mountains blind mole rat)
Lineage: Eukaryota; Metazoa; Chordata; Mammalia; Rodentia; Spalacidae
Product: torsin-1A-interacting protein 1-like
Exons: 1
Biological process (GO): nuclear membrane organization
Cellular component (GO): nuclear membrane
Molecular function (GO): ATPase activator activity
Source: RefSeq, a predicted model, not a curated record
UUUUGGUUCAUUCAUUCUCCUGAAAGAGAAACCACUGCCAUUCAAGAAUUCCAGAACCAGAUGAAACAACUUCAGAAUAAGUACCAAAGUCAGGAUGAGAAGCUGUGGAAAAGAAGUGCAACAUUCCUAGAAAAGCAUCUUAAUAGCUCCCAUCCUCCACCCCAGCCCGCUAUCCUGCUGCUUACCGCGGCCCAAGAUGCGGAAGAAGCACUGAAGUGCCUGAGUGAACAAAUUGCUGAUGCCUAUUCUUCUUUCCGUAGCGUCCGUGCCAUCCGGAUUGAUGGGACAGGCAAAGCUGCUCAAGACAGUGAUGCUGUCAAGCUAGAAGUGGAUCAAGAACUGAGCAAGGGAUUUGAAAAUGGCCAGAAUGCAGCUGUGGUACAUCGCUUCGAGUCCCUGCCCCCAGGCUCGACUUUGAUCUUCUAUAAAUAUUGUGACCAUGAAAACGCAGCUUUCAAAGAUGUAGCCUUA